Triplophysa rosa is the source of this 641-nucleotide messenger RNA. RefSeq names its product ATP-binding cassette sub-family C member 8-like. The annotation marks the transcript as partial. NCBI's taxonomy places the organism in Eukaryota, Metazoa, Chordata, Actinopteri, Cypriniformes, Nemacheilidae. Gene Ontology annotation, cellular component: membrane. Gene Ontology annotation, molecular function: ATP hydrolysis activity; ATPase-coupled transmembrane transporter activity; ATP binding. Gene Ontology annotation, biological process: transmembrane transport. The transcript is spliced from 4 exons. The record is from RefSeq and is a predicted model, not a curated record.
AUCCUCUUUGACUCGGCUCCCAAUGAGAAGAGAUAUAAAGAAGUGAUCGAGGUCUGUCAGCUACAGCCAGAUAUUGAUACACUACCACAGGGUGACCAAACAGUGAUCGGAGAAAGGGGCAUCAUUCUCUGUGGAGGCCAGCGCCAGCGAAUCAGCAUAGCUCGAGCUCUGUAUCAGCACACAAAUGUAGUUUUCCUGGAUGACCCAUUUUAUGCUUUGGACAUUCAUCUCAGUGAUCACCUCAUGCAUGAAGGAAUUCUCAAGUUUCUUCGGCAAGAAAAGAGGACGGUUGUGCUGGUUACUCAUAACUGCAGUACUUACCUAAGGCAGACUGGGUGGGAAGAUUUCUAGGGAUUAUGAUAAUAUACAGUCGUGGAUAAAACUUCCAAAUUUUCAUUUAAUAAUUUCUAGAUGUAUUAUGGCCAUUCCAGUCCAGUGUCAAUGGAAUUUCAACAAAAUCAAACCCCGGGAGUGAAACAAAGGCAUCCGACAGCAAUGUGAAAGACUGACAGCGUGACGAGACACAUAAAAACCGUGAUAAGGGUUAUCACAAUGAAAUGUUGAACUUUUUCUAAAUACAUUGUAUUGCUUGAAAGUGAAUAUGAAUUUGCAAUACUUUGCAGAAUUUGAGGUCUCGAAAC